AUGUCAGACACUGAAGACCCGUCCGAGCCAACGUACAGACUGGCGCAAGAACGGGAAUUCUACCAGUACAUCCCGCGCCAGCAUGCCGCAACACAUUAUGCCCCUUUCGACAACGCCAGCGAGAACACUUUCCAUCCCCAACCGUCCCAGGACUCGGCCCUGACGGCGUUUGCCCAGCUAGGGGCCAUCCGCCUGGGAACCGAGCGCGGCUUGAUCUCUUUAUUCGAUCGCACCCACCAACACGUCAUCGCGGAAGCGACCCCGACCUUGAGUCUCACCGGCGGCGGCAUUCGAGAUACCAACGAUCGGUUAAUUUUAGGAUGCUGUGUCCUGCCCAAGGAGAGAGGCUUCUGUCACCGCGUGGAGCGACUACCAUCAGCGAAAUAUAACAAGGCCGACGAGGUUGUCGGGGAGGAUACUCUGAUUGUUCCCGACAUCCUAGAAAAUGAACACUUCAACUCCCCGAAACGCCUCAAGGUAUUUCAAAAUGCGCGCUUCUACGCCGCAGUGCCAAUCAUCAGCCCCCGAGGUUACACGAUCGGAGCCUACAGCGUGAUGGAUAGUAAACCGCGAGCGACGAAUCUGGACCUGAACCAUCUGCAAUUCAUGAAGGAUAUGGCCGCGACAGUGAUGGAGCAUCUGUCGUUGGAGCAUGAUACCCAGCAAAACCGGCAGGCUGAGCGCAUGAUUGUGGGACUGGGAAGUUUCGUUGAAGGUAGGACUACUUUGCGCGACUCUUGGCGCGAAGCCCAUGCACAAUACGCUGCUUCAGAGCAAUCCGGCGAGACGAGAGAGGGACAGUUGAACAUCGAGCAGCAGAACAUACAGCAGGAACGCAAGUAUCAGUUUGAGAAAACCCUCGCAUUCCGUCAUCCACCUACGAAAUCUAGAUCCCAAUCGAGAUCGAGAUCAUCCACCCCCAGGGCGCAAGGGAAGAAAAGCACAGAAAAUCCCAAAGUGCAGACUACGCAAAACGGAAAUUCCGUUUCCGUGCGAAGUGUGCUUGCGGGCGAAAGUCUUCAGGAUAACAGCAUGGCGACCAGUACCAAGCAGAUUUUCUCGCGCGCCGCAAACCUGAUUCGAGAAUCACUCGGGGCGGAAGGUGUGAUGUUCCUGGAUGCCAAUAGCCAACGCUUUGGUAGCCUCGUCAAUAAGAACCGUCGUAGGGUCUCCGGCCCCAUUUCGAAAGAUGCUGGAUCAAGUAGCGAUGAGAGUACAGACUCUGCGGGGUCGCACAGGCGAUAUGAUUCAAGUGCGGAAUCGGACGAUACUCUUGUCUCCGAGUGCUUGGGAUUCUCGAGCUCAAGAGUAUCGAGCAUUGAUGAUGAAACCAGAGCAGGCCGAGCUGUGGUUGUGCCCGAGCCACUUUUUAGCUCUUUACUCAAGCGUUAUCCUCGUGGCAAAAUCUUCACCUAUAAUGCAAACGGCUCUGUGUCCGAGGACAGCGAUAGCUCGCGGCAACAGUCUGAGCAGGAACUACACGAACACAUGGCGGAAUCACAGGCCGAGGAACGACGCCCAGCAAGCAAGAAACGGCGCAAACCAACCUUCCGGCAAGACGCCGAUAGUUUGAUAAAGAUUUUCUCCGAGGCCAGAAACAUCCUGUUGUUGCCGAUCUGGGACUCCGACAAGAAGAGGUGGUUUGCCGGAGCAUUGGUUUGGACUCGCAACCCGGAGCAUGUUUUCACCUUUGAGAAGGAGACAAUUUUUGUUUCUGCCUUUACCAACAGCAUCAUGGCCGAGGUUCGCCGUGUUGAUGUGGAGAUAGCCGAGAAGGCGAAGACGAACUUGGUUAGCAGCAUCACGCAUGAGCUGCGCAAUCCAUUGCACGGCAUUCUUGGAACGGCAGAUAUCUUGAGUGACACGGCCAUGAAUGCGUUACAGCAUGGCAUGGUCCACACGAUUGAAUCUUGCGGUCGGACUCUUUUGGAUACAAUCAACAACCUCCUCGAUCUUACAUUCAUCGACAAAUAUCAAAACAGAGCGCCGACAAACCGCAAAAGAUUCAGAAAAGAAAGCGGCACCGCGAGUAACUCGAAACGUUCAAAUCAAGGCCAAUCCAAAGAAAUCAAUGAGUCUUUGUCAUACGAGCACGUUCAACUGGAUUCCGUGCUUGAGGAAGUGGCAGAGUGCGUCUUCGCUGGAUACAGCUUUUAUGCGAAUCCACAAGCUCCGCCACCGGCCCUGAAUGAUUCUUCGUCUCGAUGGGCGGGCCCUACUACUGAAUCCGACCCUGUUGGUCCCCGUGCAAGCCAAGUAACCAUCAUCUUCGACAUCCAACCAGACACAGAAUGGGAUUUCUGCACACACGCUGGUGCCUGGCGAAGAAUUUUGAUGAAUGUGUUUGGCAAUGCACUGAAGUACACAUCGUCUGGAUACAUCUAUCUCGGGCUAAGUUUUGCACCGCGUGACCCUAGUGGUUCCAAAGAAUUGCAUGGACAAAGGGAUAACGAGUUCGAAGUUACAUUGACCGUCAAGGAUACUGGCAAGGGAAUUGGGCCAGAGUUCCUCCAAGAUGGCCUAUUCACCCCGUUCUCGCAAGAAAAUCCUCUUGCUUCUGGAAGCGGUUUAGGACUAAGUAUCGUCAGACAGGCUGUUGGUUUCCUUGGUGGCUCAAUCGAAAUCGAGUCCACCAAGAAUGUUGGAACCGCCCUUACAAUACGCACACCGCUGACUCGGGCUCCCGAGCCAUCGGAGACCUCAUCCUCGAUCGCCAUGUUCAGCUCCCUUCAGAGUUAUACCCAAGACAAGACCAUCGGUUUCCUCGGGUUUGGUUCAUCGCUGCAGUCUCACCGCGAUACAUCUCUUUACUCCUCACUGGAACGCUUGUGUCAUCAUUGGUUUGGCCUUCAAUCGAGAAAUGUCUCACCAGAGAAAGGUAAAACUCAAAAUUAUGACUUCUACUUGGCGGUGCAGACGGAAUUGGACGAUGAAAACACCGAGGGCAGAAAUCUAUUCGGGAUGAGCCCGCACCUUUUGAAUAAGGAAGGGCACUCCUCGCCUAUUGUGGUUAUCUGCCAAUCACCCGAGGAAGCUCACAGGCUGUUUGUCUCUGCUAAAAACCGAAGCGAGGAAACAUACUUUGAAUUCAUUAGUCAACCAUGCGGACCGCGGAAGUUGGCCCGCGCACUGAAUAUUUGCAUUCAGCGCCAAACCAACGACCGAGAAGGUCGCCCAAGCGUUGAGAAACCGACUCAUUGGGUUGAAAUGCCCGAAUCGUCCCAUCUGCCCGUGGAUCUUGGCCCCAGUGACCCGCCGACUGAUCGAAUGAAAAUAAGCAAGCGACCAACAGCAGAUACUAUGGGAAGUCCCAAUCGUAGUUGCAGCGAAGGUUCGAGCGAACGAACCCCAGCGGCCAGUCCACGAGAAAAGCAGGUUACCCCAGAACCAUCUCCCAAGCCCAGUCCAAGCACAGAGACUCCAGAGCUACAUGCUUUACUUGUUGAUGACAACCAACUUAAUCUCCAAAUGCUUUCUGCAUAUGCCAAAAAGGAUGACUAUCCUUACAUGACAGCUAUGAACGGAGCAGAGGCUGUGGAGGUUUAUAAAGCUCAUCCCGACAAAAUCAAAGUUGUCAUUAUUGACAUCUCAAUGCCUGUAAUGGACGGCUUCGAAGCCUCGAGGCAAAUUCGACGAGCCGAGAGAGAGUAUCGCGCCGAGAAAGGCAUAGACCAAGAAGCUCCUCGCCUCGUCAUUGCUGCAUUGACUGGUCUUGACAGUGCAAAUGCCCAAAAGGAGGCCUUUGGAUCAGGCAUAGACACUUUCUUGAUCAAGCCUGUGAAACGACCUGAUCUGCAGGCAAUUCUCAAAAAAAUGAGAGAAUGA
Molecule: messenger RNA, 3825 nt
Organism: Penicillium brevicompactum
Lineage: Eukaryota; Fungi; Ascomycota; Eurotiomycetes; Eurotiales; Aspergillaceae
Product: hybrid sensor histidine kinase/response regulator
Exons: 3
Coding region: 1-3825 (1274 amino acids)
Biological process (GO): protein autophosphorylation; phosphorelay signal transduction system
Molecular function (GO): phosphorelay sensor kinase activity; histidine phosphotransfer kinase activity
Source: RefSeq, a predicted model, not a curated record